AUGGGCCGGCAUAACAGACGUCGCACCCGUCCUCGUUCUCGCAACCGAUCUAUAACAUUUCAACCUGACCCGGCAUCCAUUCGGACACCUCAGAACGCCUUCUGUGAGCCUGUGUCUAUCGAAAACUCUCCAUGCACUUCAUGUGGCUCACCAGCUGUAGCCCCCGCCCCGAUAUGGCACUUUGGGUAUACAGCAUGGCAGACCCGUGAACGCCCAACGGGGCUGGGAGCAGGCCAAGAUGAACAAUAUCGUCUGUUCGGCGGAGAGCCGGGUGAUGACAUGAGUCUCUGUGAUCGUAUGCUCGAGUAUUUCGGCGGACUUGACUAUAUCGACUCCCCAAGUGGCCAUGCCCUUGGAGAUUGA
This is a messenger RNA of Penicillium antarcticum, 363 nucleotides long. RefSeq lists its product as uncharacterized. The coding region runs from base 1 to 363 and encodes 120 amino acids. The transcript is spliced from 2 exons. NCBI's taxonomy places the organism in Eukaryota, Fungi, Ascomycota, Eurotiomycetes, Eurotiales, Aspergillaceae. The record is from RefSeq and is a predicted model, not a curated record.